AUGACGCGCUUUCCAGAUAUCGACAGUUAUUUCUCAGAACUGCAAAGGUUUCAGUUUCAACCGACUUGUAAAAAAAAAUUCGAAGUUAUAACUCGUCCGUCUAAAGCUGAGAAUGUUCAAAUCCCAUGGCUUUCAGUAGCUAAUAAAACACUAUUUUUUGAACAAAACUCGAUUCAGGUUGAUCAAUUCGUACGACUGGAACCGAGCACAAACCGCGUCGAGCCUAUUUUCCAUGGAGGACGACCACAGCUACCUACCGUACCUCCAAGUGAUCCCUACAGUCAUUUCGAAAGAACAACGGAGCUUGAAGGUGGAAAGCUACGGGAGUCGGACUCGAAGAAGUCGCCUCAACGACGAGGUCUUCGACGAGAUGACGUGUCUCCAUCUGCACGUCCUCUACUGCGUCCACGUCGCCAACGACUUCGUCUCCGCCCACUCCACCCAGAUUCAGGCACUUGUUCAUCGGACUCGAUCAAAGACCGUCAAAGAUAUCGAAUCAAAACAUUCUGAAAAAAAGAAAAACUAUUAAGUUCAAAGAUAAAUGUGUAAGAAGUUCGAUAAGAUUUUGUUGAACUUUGGCACAGGCUUUUUGAAGUAUUAUGCCAAUUCAAGAAAAAAAAAAUUGAGCUGAUAUAGCCUGUGUACCACGACUUGGAAUUUCACCAAACGACAUUCCGCUGUGCCUUUGCGAAACUUGGUCGCGAAUUUUCUUUUUUUUUUAUUAAGGUACUCUACUUUCAUGUGCGUCCACAGUAAUAACAAUCAAUUGAAAGCGUGACCUAGAUUCGAAAGACGCUUCGCGAACGCACGCAGCGGAACAGCGGAAUGUCGUUCGCUGAAAUUUCAAGUCGUGUCACACAGACUAUAAAAAAAAGACGAAUGUAUCACAUCUUAUAAGGGAGAUCAUUUUACUUUGCGGUUGGGAAUUUCCUGAAAAUUUGUCCUAAUAUCCGUUGAAGUACCAAAUUAAGGCCUUGAAAGUCUCAAUCUGCACAACUUCCUAGUUUUCAAGAAAUAAGGACUCAAAGCCCCCCAAAAUGGCCUUUUUGACUGUUUGUGAAGGUUUUCUUUGACUUGAAGCCUUUAUUUCUCAAAAACUAGGGAGUUGUGCAGCUUGAGGCUUUAGGAGUUCUUUUUGAUACUUUUUGAUAUGACCUUCCUUGUUAGUGAUUUGUUUUGCAGAUAGUCCAGUUGUUCAACAAAGAGAUCCUGCAGAAACGAAAGGAGGAGAACUGGUUCAUGCCGAUUUUCUACCAGCUCUGCACGGACCUGCGGAUUCUGUCCAAAGAGGUCUCCCUCCUUUGUCCCUCCGGACGUCCGCAGCUUCCAGGCAGAAGACGUCUCGUCGCAGAACGACGACGGCGAGGCGAUGACGUCAUUCUACGAACAGGCCGCCAAUUGUCUUAUGGAAUGUUACAGAGCCUGUGUUUCCGACGUGUGAGUUCCCAUCGAUGCUUUUUUUAAGCCUUAGAGGAUCCAGAACUGGAUGGUUCCGCUAAAAUUCAAUCUGAAUCUUCGAACGAUAUGAACUUGUUCAUUUUGAAGUCGGUCUGUAAAAGUAAGUAUCAACACGACUAAUGAGGUCUGAUAACUUCUUGGGAUAACUUCGAUUCGGGAUUUUCUCAGGGAAGACGCGGAAACUUCGAUCUUUUUCAAAGACACGUUUUUUUCCUUCUAAUGUUUUUUUCAGCCGCACGGAAAUUCAUUCUUCGAAAAAAGUGGCCAUGCUCAACCUGACGAAUCAACUUUUCCGGAUAUAUUUCAAAGUGAGACUUCAUUUCGAGUGAAGGGAUUAUUUAUCUUAAAAGAUUGGAAAACCAGAGGCAAGAUAAAAUUAUAUUUUUUCUCACCUAUUUUGGUCUUUCAUUUGAAGAAGCGACAUGCGGAAAUUGUCGAAAAUUGCUUAAAAUGAAUCGGAGACAGAAAAUGGGGCUUAGACUUCAAACUUCUCGUCGAUUCUCACCUCAGUCCUACUAUCAGGAUAAUUUUCAAUGUGUGCAUUAUACUAAUUAAGAAAAAUGAUUUCUAAUGAGGCAGGGAAUGCUACGAUUUUUCUCAAAAGUGCUUCCAGAUCAACAAACUGAACCUUCUCAAGCCUCUGAUCCGUGCCAUCGAAAACUGCGGUCCUCUGUACCAGGAAUUCUCGAUGGCCGACAAAGUCACCUAUAACUACUACCUUGGUCGGAAAGCCAUGUUCGACGCAGACCUGCCUCUCGGUUUGCAGAUAGUUUUCAUUUUGAUUGCGAUCUUUAAACUUUUUAGCGGAAAAGUCUCUAAACUACGCGUUCCGAAAUUGCCCGCGCGACUGCAUGUCCAAUAAACGACGAGUUUUGAUCUACCUGAUCCCCGUGAAAAUGUUCCUCGGCCACAUGCCGACACACCGUUUGCUCCACGACUACAAGCUCGACGAAUUCGAAGAGGUCCAUUCCUUUUCCAGAAACCACGACUGAAUUUCUUCUCAGGUGGUGGAAGCAGUGAAGGACGGGAACUUGGGUCGUUUGGACAGAGCCCUCGAGCAGCACGAGAAGUUCUUCAUCAAGUCGGGAAUCUUCCUGAUGCUUGAGAAACUUCGAUCGAUCACCUUCAGAACGCUUUUCAAGAAAGUGUGGGUGGUCGGGGCGGACGCAUGUCUACUCAGCCUUCCUUUCAGAUGCUCCUUGCUCGGCGGCUCCAUUUUUCUGCUCGAAGUGUUUCUCUGCGCGUUGUCCUUCGCCCAGGUGAACGAUGUCGACGUUUGCGAACUCGAGUGUAUUAUGGCCAACCUCAUCGCCGAGGUUUCUUUUCCUUUCAGACCGGAAAGCAAAAAUAUAUAGCUUCGCUGUAUUAGCUAAGCAUCCAGAGAGUUGAGUACUUUUUGAAACCUUCAGAAAAAGAUCAAAGGGUACAUUUCCCACCAACACGGAAAGCUCGUCAUCAGCAAGAAACAAGAAGCGUUUCCGGCGCUUUCUUCGAUCUCAGCAGCAAUUUGA
Caenorhabditis auriculariae is the source of this 2969-nucleotide messenger RNA. The record is from the annotation of a GenBank genome assembly. NCBI's taxonomy places the organism in Eukaryota, Metazoa, Nematoda, Chromadorea, Rhabditida, Rhabditidae.